CUGGGACCCGAAGGAGUCCCGGAAGCGGUCGCCCCUCCUUGUUUGGGGCGCGAUGUGCCUGGCCUCUGAGGUCUGCGCCGGCCUCGCGCGGCUCUCGCAGCUCGGACGCCGCACCGUCCCGGGUGGGCCGAGGGGCCGAACGCAGCACUUGGGGUCCCGCUCCUUUGGGGUCUAGUCUCGCCCCCCCCCCCCGGUUGUCUGCCGUUCGCUCGCACCUCGGUCCAAAUGCACCCACUCCGGCAGCUUCUCUUUCUAGGAAUCACUUUCUGAGACCUGUUGCGGAGUUCCCACUCGUGCGUUCGAGAUCUUUGACCCAGAUUCCUUUUCACUCUUCUUACGCCCACUGGAGCUUCUCCUGGUCCUGGUGUACUGAGAUCACAUUUGACAGUGACAACAGAAAUAUUUGGCAUUCUGGAGACGCUGUUUAAAAAAUGAAAUGUUCAGGUAGUCUGGAGGUGAUGUCCGCUUCCCAGUGCAUUACAUCAGGAGAUAUUUAACAUCAGUGUGUGCCUUUAUUGGUCACGCUCAUUUGGUACCAAGUAAAGAUGUAGGGAACAAAAUAAAGGAGCUUUCAUUCUGAUGGGAAUAGAGAGAAAAUAAAAUUAAAAGUAUGGAAAGGAACAGCUGAUGGUGUAUAAGACGAGAUGUGGUAUGGUGUGUUCCUGUGGGCACUGGUGUCCUCUCUCUUCUUCCACGUCCCUGCUGGAUUACUGGCCCUCUUCACCCUCAGACAUCACAAAUAUGGUAGGUUCAUGUCUGUAAGCAUCCUGUUGAUGGGCAUCGUGGGACCAAUUACUGCUGGAAUCUUGACAAGUGCUGCAAUUGCUGGAGUAUACAGAGCGGCAGGAAAGGAAAUGAUACCAUUUGAAGCCCUCACCUUGGGCACCGGACAGACAUUUUGUGUAGUGGUGGUCUCCUUUUUACGGAUUUUAGCUACUCUAUAGCACAUACCCUUACGCCAGGAGGUUGAACCUAAGCUUUACAGGCUCCUCACAAAAAGAAUGCAUUAUGGAACGUAGUGUUUUCUUAAUUCUUCAAAUGGAAGAAACUUGGAUGAAGAAGUAUGUGAAAAAUGACCUCUCAGGCCUUUCUUCAGUUUGAAGCUCCAGGAAUUAAAGAUCUUUCUGGACUCCUAUUGUUCUCAACCAAAACAAAUCAAAUCUUUGUGUCUUUUUUUUUUUUUUUGGAUUUAAUUUAAGCAGUUUUACAGGUGUACCUUUACCCAUGCCAGGUCAACAGGGCUUCUGGGUUGAUGUCCUUCACACUGAAAUCUACAGUGUUCUGUGAGAAAAUGCAAUGUUGCAUAUUUCAGAGCAACUAUGAAAAAUACUGGUUUUUUCCUGAGCAGACUGUACUAAAAUCUUAUCUCAUCUAAUCUUGAUUAAAGUUUGGCAGACUCUUUUACUACAUCCUCAUGACAGUAAGUGCCAAGUAGGUUUUGGUUGAGUAGAGCUUUGAGAACAAAUCUGUUGAAAUAUAACAGGGAAAAAAGUCCUACAACCCAAGUAGUGGCUGCAGUUCCACUGUUGAAAGAAAAAGAAGAUGUGACAUUUUCUGGAUAACUGUCUGGACCUCUGAUUACUUAAUAAUAUUAUAAGAGUUGUGAAUUUCUUGUUUUGUACAUUUUAGCCAAAUAAGCUAACUCAUUGAGACAUUUUUCCUCCCAGAAUUCCUAUAUCCCUUUUCCCCAUCACUUUCAUUCUAUCGAUUUUGUUAAGUUUAAUUGGAAACAUACCCUAUUAAAUAGCUUGAGUUCAAAAUUUUAAGCCAGAUUGGUUAGGAUGCUCUUUGGACAUUGAGGUACCAAAAAAAAAAUUUUUUUUUAAACGUUCUGUUAUAGUUUUUCUUAGCGACUUUGGUUAAAAUUGUAGAAAUGCAGCUUAAAGUAGAGUUGGUGGUUAUUUGUUUCUUAGUCUUAAUGUGGUCACCACUCUUAUAGUAUUGGGUGUCACUCCCAGAAAGUGCCUAAAGUUUAUUUUCACAUACGCUUCCACAUUUAUAUUUCCCUUCAAGAGAAUGUAUAUAUCCUUCCAGAGAAUUAAACAUCGAGUUUUUUAAACCCACUUUUAGCUAUCUUAAUUUUCCUUCUACUGCCUUUCUUUUUCAUUAAAAGGCCUAAAAACUGUGACCUUCAAAAGAGAAAGGACUGCAAAAUUAAGUGUCUAGCUUGAUCCUUACCACUUCAGCUGUGUUGAAUGGAAUGUAGCCAUUGUUCUGUGUUCAGAAUAGUUUCUGAUCAUUAAAUCUGAUGUUUUUAAAGGAAAGUUUUCAUUGUGGCAGUAAGGCUAACAGCCUGUGAGGUUAUGUACACACAAGCAUAUCUAUUCCAUUUAAAGCAAUAUGUCCUCUGGCUUCUGAUUAAAAAUAGCCAAAAGGACCAACUUACCAGGGAAAGUUCAAGAUGAAGAAUUAAAAAGAGAUCACAGAAAUUAAUUGGCCAUAUUCUUUUAACUAAGAGGCCAUUAGACCACAUACCAAAAUUACAGUGACAUAUGCUCAGACUAGGUGGAAAAUUACAAGUAGACUUGGAAUGCUGGCAAAUGUUUUUACAAAUUCCCCAACGAGUUUCUCUCCGAUGUGCAAAUCUUUCUAGCAAAUUUUAAGUCUUUUCUUUUAAGAUUUUUUUUUUUAAAGAUUUUAUUUCAGAGAGAGAUUGACAGCAGGGGGAGGGGCAGAGGGAAAAGCAGACUCCCUACUGAGCAGGGAGCUCGCCCACAAGGACAUGGGACAUGAUCCCAGGACCCUGAGAUCAGGACCCUGAGAUCAGGACCUGAGCCGAAGGCAGACACUUAACCAACUGAGCCAUUCAGUUGCCCCACGAUUUUAAGUUAUCUCUGUACCCAGCGUGGGGCUCAAACUCACAACUCCAAUAUCAAGUGUCACAUGCUCCACUGGCUGAGCCAGCCAGGCACCUCUAAGUUUUUAAAUAAGACUCCAUUUUUCAGUUCAAGGACUUGUGAUUUUGCAAAGUAUCCCUUCAGUUUAAGAAAUUUGGGACAUUAUAUCCUUUGUUACAGAAAAUGAUUUUAAUCAUUUCUCUUGAAGUAUGCCUCUUAUUAGAAUUCCCAUCUAAAACAUUCUUUUGGAUAGAUUUUUACAAAUUGAACAUACGGGUGUAUGGUUGUCAGGCACCUCCCCCUGAAUACUAAUUUUUGAACAUAUUGAUCGAUGAUUUAAAUAUUUGGUUAUUAGAGCCAAGACAGAAAAAUUAAUGCAUUUUGAAAGGUGUUUUUGUUUCCAUCUGUUUCUUUGCUAUACUUCGAUUAUCCACUCUUUUUAAAAACUUCAAAUAUAAGAAUGUAUCUUUAAAUUAUUGAAUAUUUCAUCCAUCCCAGUAUGUGAACAUUCUCCUGUGAAUAAAUUUAUAUAGACCUUUAUAUACAUUGAGAUUUGUAGCUUGAAAGGUUUUUAAGGAGAAACUAUUUGAAUGAUAAAGAAUAGGUCUAGUCCACCUUGGGUUUUUUUUUUUAAUUUCUCUUUUCAAAUAUACAAUUAUUUGGGGUCGGUCACUCAGAUGGAAAAAUAUUGGCAUAUGUGUUGAACAUUUUAUUUUACUAUAUAUAGUUUUAAGAAUUUUUGCCAACAACUAACUGGCUUUCUUAGGGCCUAUGCAACCCCCCCCUUUCCCAGCUGGACAUCCACUUUUCUUUUUUUUCCCAACUUUUUUUUUUUUUAAUGCAGGGGAGUGAGGCAGCUCCCAACCAUAAAAGCUCCAUUCUUUAAUAUGGGUGUUUGGGGGGCUCCUGGGUGGCACAGCGGUUAAGCGUCUGCCUUCGGCUCAGGGCGUGAUCCCGGCGUUCUGGGAUCGAGCCCCAUAUCAGGCUCCUCUGCUAUGAGCCUGCUUCUUCCUCUCCCACUCCCCCUGCUUGUGUUCCCUCUCUCACUGGCUGUCUCUAUCUCUGUCGAAUAAAUAAAUAAAAUCUUUAAAAAAAAAUAUGGGUGUUUGGGGAUGAAGGCAUUUUAUGAAGUCCAUAUAAAAUACUUAAUGAAUAUCUCAAGAGAAGGAUGUCUCUCUGCUCUCAACUCAUUUUUUAAUUUUUCAGCAAAACAUUACUUCUUAGGAAACGUUUAAACAAGUGAGAAAAAGUUUAUGCAAGUAAUUAAACCACUCCUUAUGUUUUUUUUCAUUUUAAAUUGUAUGUUGGCUUUUGAUUUCAGUGUCCUUUCUGACUGCUCUGGUUUGAAUUAAGUU
Ailuropoda melanoleuca (giant panda) is the source of this 4192-nucleotide messenger RNA. It is a transcript of the gene TMEM170A, whose product is annotated as transmembrane protein 170A. Lineage: Eukaryota; Metazoa; Chordata; Mammalia; Carnivora; Ursidae. The transcript is spliced from 6 exons. Gene Ontology annotation, biological process: endoplasmic reticulum tubular network organization. Gene Ontology annotation, cellular component: endoplasmic reticulum membrane. The record is from RefSeq and is a predicted model, not a curated record. Bases 645 to 944 code for a protein of 99 amino acids.